AUGUUUCAUAACAAUUCAAUAGUAGUUGAUGAAAAUUUAUCUCCAGAUGAUCCAUUAUUUUGGAGUCGUCCAACAUCAAUUAAUUGUAAUAUAGUACGAAUCAUUGGAAUAUUUUUAUGUCUUGCUGCAUUUAUUGGUAUUGUUUUAAAUGGAGCACUUUUAUAUAGUUUUGUUCGAUAUAAAUUUCUUCGCACUCCACCUAAUAUAUUUAUAAUGUUUAUUUCGGGUAUUGGUCUUUUGGCAUCAUGUAGUAUUAUACCAUUAGCGGGUAGUUCAUCUCUUUAUUGUUAUUGGUUAUACGGUCGUGUUGGAUGUCAAUUAGAAGCUAUCAUGGCUUUUUUAUAUGGAUGCUCAAGUUCAUAUUUACUUUGCGCAGUUAGUCUUAGUCGAUGCUAUAUUAUUGUAAGACCAUUUAAUGCAAAAAGUGUUUCCAUCGGUAAAUGUAUUAUUAUUGCUUCUGUCGUUGUAAUUAUAGCUUUUAUUUGGACAAUGUUGCCAAUUAUUGGAUGGAAUGAAUACACUUUAGAGGGAGCUCUUACAUCAUGUUGUGUAAAUUGGUAUGAUCGACGACCUUUAUAUGUUUCAUUUAAUUUCUUUCUCUUUAUCUUUGUUUACUGUAUUCCAUUAAUUAUUCUUAUUGUAACAAAUACAAUAAUUUACGUUGGAUUAAAGCGAAUGAAAUGUAAAAUGACACAAGGUGAUAAAAAAGAAUUAAGUCAAAGACGAAUUGAAAUGGAAGGACGAAUUCUAAAAAGUAUAAUAAUUACAGUAUGUGGUUUCAUAAUAACAUGGACUCCAUAUGCAAUUGUUUUCUUUAUCUCAGCUUUUCGUAAUACAAAUGCAAAAAUAUCACCGCUUGCAACAUUUUUAUGUGCAUUUUUUGCUAAAUCAUCUGUUAUGUGGAUUCCAAUGCUCUAUAUAAGUACGUCAACACAUUUUCGAUUGAUUUUCGUUGAUAGGAAUUCAAUGGAUAAACAAGCUGUAAUGUUUAGUACAGAUGGAGAAGCACAUAAUCCAUCUGUUGUAAUUGGAAAAAAUGAAAAAACAGCAGCAAUAGCAGUUAUCAAUAGACCACUGGAAAAUAAAUGUUCUGCUAUUGAUGAACAAUAA
Messenger RNA from Rotaria sp. Silwood1, 1110 nucleotides. NCBI's taxonomy places the organism in Eukaryota, Metazoa, Rotifera, Eurotatoria, Philodinida, Philodinidae. The record is from the annotation of a GenBank genome assembly.